ACUUGUGUAAACGACGGAACCGUGUUGGGAACCGUGUUGUUCGGUUGUCAAAAGAUUACGUUUGAAUAAACCCGAUGUGACAACUUCGGCUAAUGAAACGUUAUGAUUUACUCUAAAUCCGUUAAAUGGAUUCAGAAGUAAAUGUUUCUCGAUCUCUUCCGCCACUGGUUGAGGGGAAACUUCACGGCUACUUGAACCUCACCAUCGACGAAAUUGUCUGGUCAAGACGAAGUCCGGGAGACGUAACUAUACUUGCCUCCUGGUGGGGUGAACUCGACAGUGCGCAAUUUAGACCAGUCGACAUCAAGACUGGUUCACAAACAGUAAACGAAGAUACAACAGAGACUUACGCUGUGAGAACAAGUGUCGAUUUAUUUGCAGAGUAUCUGAAAAAUUGCGGGACAAUAGAGCUUGUGGUUGUGGCAGAAAAUACACAUCAGGUUAUUGCCACAGCUCAUGUUAUCGAUUUACUGGAUAUAUUCGAGAGUAAAACAUACUCUAGAUAUUUUCCAAUUAUAAAUGAGGCUGGGAACAGAUUAGGAGACGUUCAUAUUUGUUUGAAGUUUACAAACAUGACGAAAGGUGUUAAGACUACCAGAAAAAUUAAACGAUUUCAAAAAACGCAGUUUGAAGAUCAAGCAUUGCACCCUGUAAUUAAUUUAAAGCCGAGAGUAAACGACGAGAAACUACAGAAAUCAAACAAAAUGAUCUUUGAUAAUAAGUCAAAUUACACAUUAGCCAUGAGCAAUUCUAAGUACAUGGACAAUGCAUAUAAGUCUGUAUUGAAAGACAAGCGAAUGCAGAGUGAGAUACCAUUGAAAAAAUUUAACACCGAAGUUGCUGACAAACUUGUCGCCCAGGUUGUUGCGAGAGCACAGAGAUUACGAGGAGCCAUUCUCAAAGAAACUUGCAGCGAUGACCGUUUAGCUUUGAGCGAAAGUUCUGCUCUAGAUAGUCUUACGUCUGACAAUUCCAUUGAGAAUGAAGCCAAGCUUUAUGAAUACUUUCUUGGAAAGAAAAUGAGUCAAUUGGAUGAGCGUAAGGCGUUAGAAACAUUGAGAUCUACAUCUCCCACACCAAGCUUGAUUAAUCUAGCUUCUGAAACAAUUCAAUCGUGCUAUAACUGCCAGCAACGUUGUAAUCAAAGAAAGAUUGUCAUGAGCAAGCCUGAUGAAGUUGUGAAUGAAGUUAUUUCCAAAGAUUCAGAAUCGUAUAAGUACAGAGAAUCAGGCCCGAUUGAUCAUAUAGACAGCAUGAAGAUUGUCGUAGAGUCCCUAACGUUGUCUCCACCAGGAUAUCGAAGAGUCCGAUCAUCUUGCGUUUCUCGAGGUGAUAGCAUACCAUUAGCAGUGACGUACCUUGUUGAAUAUGAUACAUCAUUUACGAAAAAACCGAUCAGGAAAUCUAACAGUGAGAGCCGCCCCACGAAAUUAUGUUCCAAAAAACAAGUUGGUCAAGUUAUUUAUUUCAAUCAUCAAGCGAUCUUUGACCUGCCAAAACCCUACAUUCACAUGGAUCUACCUUUAAAGUUCAAGGUUUUUAAUCGACAUUUGAAUCAAAGGUCGCCUACCUUACUAGGUUUUGGAUCAAUAUAUGUAAGCGAAGUUGCAGAAAUGGAAACACUGAGUACAACGCAAAAGCUAGCAAUAGUUAACAAAGGCAUAAAAAUGGGAGAAUUAAAAGUUAAUAUAGAACUGGGCUGUGAUGGGAUUCACUUUGGAAAAGAUUUUAUUGAUGCAGUAACAUCUACGAAGCAAAAUAUUCCUGUGUAUGAGAUAUCAUCGGUGCCUAGCACAACAGGAAGCAAAGCAAAAUCAGCUACUGGUAGCAAUUCAAAGCCAAACAGCAGGGUUUCAACAUCCUCUAAAUACUCUUAUAGUUGCAGUGGGAGCAAAUCUAGUGGGAGUAAUAAAAACGGUGUCACGGAGAAUAGGCAAAGCGACACAGAAGAUAGAUAUGUAAAAGUCGAUCAACCUAGUGAAAAUAAAGAAGAAAAAACACUUCUGCAUGGAUUGAUAUACAUAGCUGAAGGUAAAGGAUUACCCAAAUUGAAUACGUACUUAAUAUGUCGAGCAUUUUGGAAAGAAGAUAGAGCUACUAGCCAAUUGUGCAAUGAUACUGAGAAUCCGUUUUACCAUUUUCACGAACUAGUUCCAUUGUUGCACGGACAAGAAUUGCUCGAUAGAACAAAGGAUAACUUCAUCGUUACCGAAGUUUGGAGUAGAAAUAUUUCAGGACAAGACAGUUUACUCGGUAUUGCCAAACUACCUGUUCAUCAGUUGUAUGUCGCUUAUCGCGAUUCUUUAGUGGUUCCACAUCUUUUAUUAUCAAAGUAUCCUGUUAUAAGCGUUGACGGAUGGGUUCCGAUUUCUGAACCAAUAACUGGCAACUAUUGUGGGGAACUACUGGCUUUGGUAGCUCUUGGCACUGCGGAUCAAAUCGCUCUUCUAGAAAUGACCAGAGGACUUAGAGACUGCAACAUAACACCUCGUGUGAUUCAAAGUUCUUUGAGGAAUGCCUCUCAGAAUACACAGAAAUCUAACUUGUCUACAGGCGAAAGUCAAGUUCUUAAUCAGAGAAUUCAUGUUCGUCGCGACAAUCCUCAUGCUUCUACAGAUUUCCUACAAGGAUUUGAUAGCGGAUUUCAACAUUUUCACGCUGAAGAAAUUUAUUUUGCGCCUCAAGAUAAAAAAACUCAGGAAUCACAGACUGAAAUUACUACCGUUGAAGAUGUGAAGUCUUUUGAUACUUUAAAUAGGGAAGCUCAAAAUGAUCCCUCAGGCUCACAAAGUUCAGUUCUACAUGCACUGGUUGACCAUUUGGCUCAAACACUUAGUGUUCCAAAGGUUAGCAGUCAUACUGCAACUGAGGCUCACACUGUUCAACCAAACCAUCGUAAAAUGUCAACUAUUGUAGAACAAAUUGACUUAGAACCAUUGAGUAAUGAAAGUGUUUCUUCCUUGGAAAGUAGUCCUAGAGAAAAUUACUGUAUGCCCACUGAGAUGUAUAGAAGUGUUGGAGUUGGCGCAGAGUAUGAUGAUACUGUCAAUCAAGUUCCAAGCACAAGUUACUCAAACUCGAAUCCUAAACCACUGAUCACAGGGAAAUCUGUUACACAUGAUGAAUUAAGGGAUAUGAUGGUACACAUAGAUGAGGAAUCAUCAUUUAGGGCUCACGUAGAGAUUGAAUGUGCCUUGCACUUGCCUAAAGUAGAAAAACUUGAAGGAGCUAUUGAACCAAGUACAUACGUGACUUUUCAACCUGCGCAGCAAGAUAAUGGAACACAAUUCGGUUCAUACAAAAUCACAAAUAUCUUUCCUAACAGCUGCAGUCCAAAAUGGGAAUGGAGAUGCGAUACACGUCUCUCUUCUGACUUACUCGUAAAUGAACAGAAAAGAAUGAUAUUAAAAAUCUGGCGACUGCUAGAUCCUACGACAAGUCCAAAUUUUGACUUGAAUAGGGAUAUAGUUAUUGGAUUUGCAGCUGUUGAUUUGUCCAUAUUACUUGCUGGGUUCCCUCUUGUAUCCGGAUGGUUUCACAUCAUGGAUUUUACUGGGAAAUGCAACGGUCAAAUAAAAGUCACUAUUACACCGCUGGAAAGUAUCUCAAUGUUCAUCAAAUCGACUUCUAGCACAAGUAUUCCACACCAACAAAUAUCGCAAUUGACAGCAUCCUAUAUUCCACAGAGUACUGGUGUCCUCUUAGAAAAUUUUCUCCCUCCUGUGGAACAAAUAUCACAAAACCACACUAUUAGCAAUAAUGAUGGAUUUUGUACUAGUUAUAACGAAUUAGAAAAUGAUCCAGGGAAUGACAUCGGUCAUAGUCUAGGUGAUGUUUCUAUGACGUUUUUGUCGCAAUCACUCAAGCAAAAGUUGACUGAGUUGGAUGAGAUUACAAAACGAUUGAAAUCUCGAUUGCACGAUGUAACAAAUGAAGAUUUUGACGUUGACUUUGAUCCUGACUUCGAUGCUGAUGAGCCGGAUUUAGAACUUGCACAUCAUCAAAAUGGAAACACUGUGAAUGAUCACUCUGCGAGAAUCGCGCCUCGGAAUGUAGAAGAUUGGCAACCUCUACCACAAACAACUAACAAUUUAUCUAGUCAAUGCUCUCAAACAAAUAGAUAUCGGGAAUCAAAUUUUUUUAUCGACAUCCAAAACCGAUACGUGCCAAAUAAUUACAAUGCUAACACAGAAAGUACGGAUCCAAAUCUAACAGACACCGGUUACUCUACAACUUCACAUGUGCACUCCAGUCAGAGUUUGUCAAAUGGACAUUUUGAUGGUGGGAAUCGAAAUGAUGACUAUUCUAAUAACUGUUACGCGAGAGAUGAUGUAGCUGGACAACCUACAAGGGGCGCUAGAAUGCACAUAAACCAUUUACUAGAUAAAUUAACGUCUCUAACAUCUGCACCACCACCAGCGGGAAAUUUUCCAAUCAAAAGAAAUAUUCACGAUUUUAUCGCUAGUUUACGACACAACAAUACACAUACUAAUAGAAAAUGUAAUCAAGAAGUUAAUGUGCGAACUGUUCCGACGCAAACAGAGUAUCAGGACAUUCAGCGCACUGAAACUUAUAAAAAUCAGAAUCCAUCAUCUAUUAAUUUACAGCUAAAUGUAGUAACAAGAGAUGUCAAUGAGAAUAACAAUGCUGCUGACACUACUGCGAGCAAUGUACCGCAUGAAAGAAAUAAGGUAUCAACGAUGAUUCGGGAGGAAUUAGUCACCGAGGAAAAUAAUGAUUUUACUGAAUUUGACGACUUGACAACACACUUGUUGUCUUCAAAUGUUCGCCAUAUGCAUUCGGAGAGUAUUUUCAAUCCAUUAUUGUAUCAACACUUAAUUCCUAAUGUUCACGUCUCUGAUUCAUUUUCAAAUCCAAAUAAUUCUAAUGAAGGCGUAGAAAAUUUGAAUGCAACGAAUGACGGAGUUGUAAUAGAAGAGUUGGACAACAGAUAUACAGAGAAUUUCAAUGCUACUAUCAAUAAUAGGUUGGGUAGACUUAGAAAUUUAAUAGAAAUUGAUACAUCUUUGGUCGAAGAUAAUGUUAGCCAGAACAGAGUUCAAGCAAAUACUUCUAAAAGCUUAGAAGGUAAUGAUUUCCUUAGAAUGACACCAACAGGGGUGUCCGAUGAUACUGGCGGAAAUAUUGACGUUACAGAAGCUAAUAAACCAAAUUCUGAUGAAUCAAUGACUAGUAAUAGUACAGAGUCAACAACUACACUUUCGUUAGAUACUUCUUCUGUUAGACUAAGGCAACAUGUUGUUGAUAAUGGUUCUGGAAUGACAUCCGAUUCAUCAGUGUCUGUAGUCACUCGACAAGCUCCAGAUGGAGGAAACCCUACAGAGGAGACUAACAAACCAUUAGUUAUCAGUCGCCAAAACGAGAGUGACCAUUCUUUAACUGAUAGCUAAGUUUUUGGCUUCCAUUUUUUUAAGCUCGAAUAUUAUAGUUGUACGAUUUGUUCUGAUUUUUCAAUUCCUCAAGUAUUGCAGGAUUGGAUUUCUGAUCAAUUUAGGAAGUAGGACGAUUCAAACUUUGCUUGUAAAUUUCUGUGAUGCUGAAAGCUAGCUGUUGGUAUAUACCAAUUUCCAAGUUCUGAACGUAAUCAGUGACAUUUUAAAGGGUAUUGAUUAUAAUUUAUGAUUAUUGCUUUACUUAUAAUUAAAAAUAUUUUUAAGGGCUUGUAUAAUUGUCAACGAGAUGUUGUUUCGUUAAUUGGAUUGCCUGCGUUGUAGGUCAACUUUGAACAGAAAUAUUGUGUGCAAGUUAAUUUUUAACAAUUUUUUUUAUAUCAUGUAAACCACAAUGUUUUUUAACAUAUCUUAAAUACGGUUAUUUUUACUGCUUUACUACUAAUUCAAGUUACAAAAUGUAAUGUUUACACUGAGUCUUACGGUAUUUCUACAUUUAAUCGGUAUUCAUUUCAGACAACAUUAAAAUAUUGUUCAGAGUUUCUGUUUUCAUUGCUUUAAAACAAUAAUAUCUGAUUUCGAUCCAUUAAUCUUUGUUGAACUUAUUUAUAAAUCCGACAAUAGUAUUAAAUUUGUUGUCGUAUAUGAACAUUUCAUAACAGUUUUUAAGAACUAUUAUCUCUAGCAUAAAUGAAUCCUUUUUUUCAAUACCGUUUAUUUUCAAAUCAAAGCGAUUCUUGAAUAGGUGACAAUAAUUCGUAAUUAAAUUUCGUUUCAAUUCAAAACUUUGUACACGUGGUUUACAAGUUGUAUCGAUUUCUACAGGCCUCUCAGCAGCUAAAACUAAACUCUUAGUUGUUAUAUGUAAAGUGCCCACAUUUCAUCGAAUAUCUUUUUAUGGAAUUGCGUAACCAAAACCUUAUUCUGCGAAUGACAGCUUAUGUCGAAUAGAAAAAUAAGUGUAAUACUUGCCCUCACACGUAUUUCUAGAACAGCUUGUUACAAUACAGUUAAUAUACGUCAAUUGAUACAAGUGGUAUUACUCUGCAUAUUUUUAAUAUCUAGACAAGAAGCAAUUCUUUCCUGAUUGACUGAUUACCACAUAUACGUAAUGUGUAAUACGAAAUAUUAUCUGUUACACACAGCUAUAAUAGUUAUACCAUAUUCUAAUACAGUUAAACACUACUAUACUAUAUUAUUUGAGGCAUUUAACCAUUUGACAAGCGAAAUAUUUUUAUAUAAUCUUUCUGUAAAUAGUGCUCAAGUAGAGAUAUUAGAAAUAGUAAGGAUUUCAUUGUAUUGCUAUUAUGAGAAUCAUUUAGAUCUGUAUCACGUGUAAUAUGCCUAAAAAUGAAUUGAUGUAUACGUGUCGCUUAUUAAAUGAAUGUAAUCUAUUCA
Molecule: messenger RNA, 6809 nt
Organism: Neodiprion virginianus
Lineage: Eukaryota; Metazoa; Arthropoda; Insecta; Hymenoptera; Diprionidae
Exons: 13
Coding region: 126-5411 (1761 amino acids)
Biological process (GO): cilium assembly; centriole elongation
Cellular component (GO): centriolar satellite; centriole
Source: RefSeq, a predicted model, not a curated record